AUGAGGGUUAAAACAGUCCCAAGGCACAGAAUACUCCAAAGAAAUACGAGAGUUGCAACUGCAGUAGAAACCUCUACAGACGCGGAAACUGUCACUGAUCUAAAAAAGAGUCGUGAUUCAGUGUAUACGAUGAAUGGUCAAAAUUUAUAUAAUCAGGCAUACGAGUCACCUUCAGCGAUUCUCAUUCCUGGUACAAUGUCCAGUAGUUCGAGCAGCGAACUGACCUUGUCCUCAUCCACCAGCGUAUCAUCAUCGCACACGAACGAUAACAAUAAUAACACAGAAGUUGUGAAUCUAUCAACUAAAGACGCUUCCAAUCGCGUCGAUAAAACUGCGUCAGGUACCUCCGUUGAGCCAGAUGAUAAGUUGAAGGACACGUUCCUCUACAAGAUUAUGACCGAUCCGAACUUCCUGGAGAACAUACAGAGAAACAAGCAGCUGAAGAAGUUCGUCUGCAUCUUCUGUAAGGAGGAUUUCACGACGUGCGAGGAAUUGACGAGUCAUAUGGACGUGAAGAAGAACGAUAGCAAUCAGAUCGCCUGUUGCGCCUGCAAGAAGACUUUUGCCGAGAAGAGGUACUUGAAGUACCAUCGGAGAUGUCACUCUGAGAGGACCAAAUUCACCUGUGACAUUUGUACGAGGAAGUAUACGAGAUUGGACAAUUUGACGAGACACAAUGUGUUACAUCUGAACCCCGAUAAGUUCCCUUGCACGAUCUGCAACAGGACCUUCACGCGCAAAGACCUGCUGAACAAACACCGGAAGAGUCACGAAAAAUAUAAUCUUUACUGCGAAAAAUGCGGCAAGUACUUUAGGAAAAUUCUCACGCUAGAAAAUCACCAGAAAACGCAUGGCGAUCCAUCGAACGCUUCUAUGAGCGCGGCUGCUCUCGAGACCGAAGUUUCUAUUAAGAAUAUAGAUCGCAAAACGGAGAAUAUAGCUUGUGCCGAGAAUAUAAUUUGUACAAUUGAAAAUUCAACUAGGGACGAGGAUUUAGUUUGCAAAACUGAGGAAUCAGCUUGUAAAACAUCGAACUUACCUUUCGAUGAAAAUAUUUGUUAG
Molecule: messenger RNA, 1062 nt
Organism: Dinoponera quadriceps
Lineage: Eukaryota; Metazoa; Arthropoda; Insecta; Hymenoptera; Formicidae
Product: putative zinc finger protein 840
Exons: 2
Coding region: 1-1062 (353 amino acids)
Source: RefSeq, a predicted model, not a curated record